UUUUUUUCACAGGCGUAGUAGAAGCUUUUGUAUAUUACCUUCUAUACGAUAUAAUGGCGAACAACAGGGAAAAGGAAGCAAUGAAAGCCAGUGAAGAGGCCUGAAGAGCGGCAGGAAGUGAGGGAGGAGGCAGAUCAGGGAGAAGUCUCAGACUCUUGCUCAGACUCGGAAUCGUCGUCGGACGAGUCCACGGCCGACAUAACCGAGCGGCGGAACAUCCCCGCCCAGCUGCAGCCACAGGUCGAGCGACUUAAGGCUCUGCGCGCCCGUCUUGCCCACUCUUCGCAAGAAAACAAAAAGCAGGUCUACGAGGAGUACCAGCGCAGCCGCGAGAACCCAGGUUCUGAGCGCCGCGCCGAGCGCAAACGGCGGGCAGCCGAGAUUGCCAAAGACAAAAUGGACUACCAAGGUGACGACUACGAGCGUACACGGUUCAAGGAGUACUCAGUCGAGCAGGUAGAACGCUAUGAGGAUAAGCGGCGCCGGAAGGAAGAGCGGAAGGAGACGGGCUUUACGGAUUUCGCGCAGGUCAAUCAGCGCAAGUAUGAGCGGGAUAUUGCGAAGCUCAGGCCCGAUCUGGCCGCCUACCAGAAACAGAAGGCGGGAGAGGGAUCGGGAGUCGAGCACCGGCCUGAACCGCGCAAUAUCGAAAAGCUGGUCAAGAUGGUUGACGACCAGCAGAAGCGCCGCGAUGCACUGCACCGGCCCGAAAUCGAGAAGGAGGGCGAGGACGUGACGUACAUCAACGACAAGAAUGCCCGCCUGCCAUCGCCACAUCAACCGCAUGUACGACAAGCACACAAAGGAGAUCCGUGACAACCUCGAGCGCUGGCACUGCUCUCUAAAGAAAUUCCAGUUAUAUUUAAAUUUAAAUACGAGCACUUACUCCGAGU
Molecule: messenger RNA, 893 nt
Organism: Linderina pennispora
Lineage: Eukaryota; Fungi; Kickxellomycota; Kickxellomycetes; Kickxellales; Kickxellaceae
Exons: 1
Coding region: 397-816 (139 amino acids)
Cellular component (GO): post-mRNA release spliceosomal complex; catalytic step 2 spliceosome; Prp19 complex
Source: RefSeq, a predicted model, not a curated record